UCAGGACAGCUGGAAUUUACAGUUUGACAAUCAGUUUAACAAGUUCCAGCAUUUUCAGAAGUUGUCUUCCUGUCGAACUGAUCGCAUCAAAUAGAAUCGAGCGAGUAAAAAAAUAAGGAAAAUAUGGCUUUUCAUAAGAACAACGAACCGAAAACGGAUUACAAGUAUGAUGACUCAAUCGACAUGACGGACAUCCAUCCGCUGUCGGCCACCAAUUGCACCGAUUUUGUGGUCGCCCAUUCAAACACUAUCUUGCGCCCGGUGCGCCAGCUGUCCGAGGUGUCGUUUCUGCCGCACACCCUGCAGGUGAUGAGAAAACUGAGACUGGAUCGGAUGCUGCGCGUUCAGAGCCACACAUGGCGCCAUCUGAUCAUUGAUCGUGGCCACGGUGCCAUGGUUGUGGCCGGUCCCCGCAGUGGUCGCACCUUCAGCUAUAUUCCGCCCGUCUGCGAUAUAGCAUUCCGUGUGAUUAAGGAGGCCCACAAAGCGGAUGUGGGUGGACCACUGAUAGUGAUUCUGGUACCAGAUUUGGACCGCGUGCGUCAUGUCACCGGCCACUGCCACGAAUUUCUACGAAUACUUAACCAGGACCGGAUCUAUACGCCCGUCUUGAACGUUCCAACGACCAAACCGCCGGGGUUCUAUCAUCGCCUUAUCCAUGGCGUUGGCUGCCUGGUGGCCACGCCCUCCCAGCUGGUCUUCGUUCUGGAGAAUAUAGAUGAUAUUAUGCAGUUCGAAAACAUAAAGGUCAUUGUCUACGACGACAUCGAUCUAAUGGACCCGGAAAUGUUAGCGAGGGCGGAUAAGGUGCUAAAGAAGAUAUCGUCCAGAAUUCUUUGCCAUCCGCAGCUGAUGAUAGUCUCGCAGUCGUACGAUCCCGCCCUGAUGGCCAAGCUGAAGCUGUUGAACAGCAAUCCGGCACUUAUAUUCGGCGACAUUCUGGAGGCAGCUCUAUACGGGGAAACGCACCUACGGAUCGUUCUCGUUCCCGCCCAGGACAAGAUCAACGAGGUGCGAAAGAUGCUUCAGGUGCGUUCGCCCAAGUACCACCGCACGGUGAUCUUCUGCAGUGACGAUGGGGAAAUGCGGCUUCUGGUAAAGGCUCUCGAGGAGAAGCACUCCUACAGAUGUCUGCCAUACUACCAGGACGCAAACCUCGGGGUGCGCGAGCAGUUUCAUCAGUGGCAGUCUCACACACAUGGCAUCAUCUUGUUGAUCACCGACAAUUGCCCGGAGCUAAAGAUCCGUAGUGCCCACACACUGAUCCACUACAGCAUGAGCAACAGCUGGAGUAAAUUCAAGAUGCGUCACCUGGCCAUAUCCGAUAAUCUGAACAACAAACUGCAUAGCGACUUCUCCCGUCGUCGGAAUCCCAUACAGCUGAAUUCCUUGGUCUUGCUGGAUGAGACCAACCAGAAGCAGCUGCCACGCCUCGUGGACUUUGCACAGAGGUUUCAGCACGUGGAUGACGACAUCGUAGCCGUGGCCAAGCAAAUCCGCCUGCAGUUGGCCAGGCUCACCGCCGACCAGAGCAUUGUGUGUCGCCAGAUAAUGAUGCUAGGCGAUUGCAUCAAUAGCUCGUGUGAGGAGCGUCACUAUGCUGACUAUAUGGAUCAACCAAUUCCCUCAGUGCCGACCUCGGGCGAUGUGAAGAUUCUCCUGGUGCGUCUAUAUACGCCGACACACUUUUGCGUGCAUAUUUUGGAGCACCUGCCGCCUGGUAAAUCCUGGAUAGCAUUCCCCUCGCUGCCGGUGGAAGAUAUGCGCCGUCAGCUAAUGCAGGGCAACAUCAAUGAACGCUACUGGCCCCCGGUUGUUGGUACCAUCUGCCUGUGUCUCAUUGAUGGCAAAAAAGCUCGUGUUCGGGUGCUCAGGGUGACACACAUUAAGAGUGUAAACAAUGCGGAUCACAAUCUUAAGGUAUUGGUCCAGGCCAUGGAUGAGGAUACGCGAAUCUAUAGCGUUAAAUGCGGACAUUUGUACAAAUGCCCGGAGGAGUUGCAGGCGAAACCCCCGAUGGCAAUUGAUUUGCGAUUAUUUGGCAUAGUUCCCUAUUCCGGAGAACGUGACUGGGCGUCGGAGGAUCGUCAAGGCAUUGAGAACACGCUGAUGGGCCUGCCCGGUGAAUGCUUUCUGCAGGCCACCGUGCAGUUUGCCACCGCACACACCAUCUUUGUCCGCAAUAUGGUGGCCGUAUCAUUUGCCAAAAACGUUAAGAUCCAUAUACGCCACUUCAGCCUGCGCAAGUACCUGAUCGAGAACAAUUUGGGCAAGAGUUGUCAGCAGGCAAGGGACAAGAUACUGGCCUUCUUCGAGGAUGUGCUAAAAACUAUAGUAGAGAUGCAAGAAGCAGAUCAGCUGAAGAACGACCAGGAGGAGAUGGAAGUCGAGGAGCAGGAGAUGGAAGUCGAGGAGCAGGAGGUGGAAGUCGAGGAACAGGAGGUGGAAGUCGAGGAGCAGAAGGUGGAAGUCGAGGAGCAGAAGGUGAAACUCAAGGAGCAGGAGGUGAAAGUCAAGGAGCAGACGGUGAAAGUCGAGGAGCAGAAGGUGAAAGUCGAGGAGCAGAAAGUGAAAGUCAAGGAGCAGAAGGUGAAAGUCAAGGAGCAGAAGGUGAAAGUCAAGGAGCAGAAAAUGAAAGUCAAGGAGCAGAAGGUGAAAGUCGAGGAUCAGAAGGUGAAAGUCAAGGAGCAGAAGGUGAAAUUCGAGGAGCAGAAGGUGAAAGUCAAGGAGCAGAAGGUGAAAGACGAGGAGCAGAAGGUGAAAGUCAAAGAGCAGGUGAAAGCCGAGGAGCAGAAGGUGAAAGUCAAGGAGCAGGUGAAAGGCAAGGAGCAGGUGAAAGUCGAGGAGCAGAAGGUGAAAGUCAAGGAGCAGGUGAAAGUCGAGGAGCAAAAGGUGAAAGUCAAGGAGCAGGUGAAAGUCGAGGAGCAAAAGGUGAAAGUCAAGGAGCAAAAGGUAAAAGUCGAGGAUCAGAAGGUGAAAGUCAAGGAGCAGGUGAAAGUCGAAGAGCAGAAGGUGAAAGUCAAGGAGCAGGUGAAAGUCGAGGAGCAAAAGGUGAAAGUCGAGGAUCAGAAGGUGAAAGUCAAGGAGCAGGUGAAAGUCGAGGAGCAGAAGGUGAAAGUCAAGGAGCAGGUGAAAGUCGAGGAGCAAAAGGUGAAAGUCGAGGAGCAGGUGAAAGUCGAGGAGCAGAGGGUGAAAGUUAAAGAGCAGGUGAAAGUCGAGGAGCAAAAGGUGAAAGUCGAGGAGCAGAAGGUGAAAGUCAAGGAGCAGGUGAAAGUCGAGGAGCAAAAGGUGAAAGUCGAGGAGCAGGUGAAAGUCGAGGAACAGAAGGUGAAAGACGAGGAGCAAAAGGUGAAAGUCGAGGAGCAAAAGGAGAACACCAAGGAGAAUAAUUCCCCCAAUGCACCAGUUUUCAGAAUGAAAUUCAAAGACGUGCUCCCAAUGGGUUUAAAACAUGUCAGACAGCGUAAGGAGCAGGAGCAAAAGAGGGAGCAAGACAAGGAUCAGCAACUGAAGCAGGAGGAGGCCAAAAAGGCAGAUAAGCAAUCACAGAAUAAUGAAGGCCUCAAACAGCUGGUCCAAUGCGUCAAUAACAUUGCCGCUCUGCAAAUAGAGGACGCCAAGACAAUGCCGGAUCAGGAUAACAGCCAGAUGCUCUUAGCUGCAAGCAAGCUACUUGACCAUAUGGAAAAUGGAGCUCCUGAUGUCAAUGGCAAGCCAAAGAAGUCCCCUAAGAAGCAGUAUACGAAAUCUUCCGAUUUCAAAGUUAAUCCGCCACGUGACCCGAGGGUGCAACACAAACUCCCUCCGAAUGUGAAGCGACCACGGACUACAUACUAUCAGACCCUAGCCACAUUGGAGCUGCAGGUGGAGCUGCCCGAUGAUAAAUACAGGUAUACAGCUGUUCUGGUUGAUAAUAAUGUCUUAUUCCAGGCCAUUCAUCCCUCAUUGGAUCAAUGCUAUCAAUUCCAAUUGCCCAUGGGUGUACCAUAUAUGGCACUGAAACACUAUUUGCGCGGACGUACUAUCUACAUGAGUGUUAAGAAAAGAAUGGCCAUGCCAGAUCCAUUGAACUAUCAUCACUAUCGUCACUUUCUAAAACCCAAUCAUGAGCAGUUUGGCCACAUGGAUUGUCAUCAAGAGGAGCAAGUGGAGAAGUUUUAUAAAUAUGGCCAGAAUAUGAAAAUCAAGGAGAUUAAAUACAAGGAAAAAGAGGACGAAGAGAGUGCUGAAGAAGACUGUAACAUGGAUGGAAUCGAGCGUGGAGAUGAUAAUGAUCGAUACGAAGACUAAGGAAGCUGUAAGCUUUGCUCAAAGACGGAGAUUAAGAGAACGAAGAGAGUGCUGAAGAAGACUGUAACAUGGAUGGAAUCGAGCGUGUAGAUAAUAAUGAUCGAUACGAAGACUAAGGAAGCUGUAAGCUUUGCUCAAAGACGGAGAUUAAGAGAACGAAGAGAGUGCUGAAGAAGACUGUAACAUGGAUGGAAUCGAGCGUGGAGAUGAUAAUGAUCGAUACGAAGACUAAGGAAGCUGUAAGCUUUGCUCAAAGACGAAGAUUAAGAGAACGAAGAGAGUGAUGAAGAAGACCGUAACAUGGAUGGAAUCGAGCGUGGAGAUAAUUAUGAUCAAUACGAAGACUAAGGAAGCUGUAAGCUUUGCUCAAAGACAAGAAUUAAGAGAACGAAGAGAGUGCUGAAGAAGACCGUAACAUGGAUGGAAUCAAGAAUGGAUAUAAUUAUGAUCAAUACAAAGACUAAGAAAGCUGUAAGCUUU
This is a messenger RNA of Drosophila serrata, 4770 nucleotides long. Its product is annotated as putative ATP-dependent RNA helicase BoYb. Lineage: Eukaryota; Metazoa; Arthropoda; Insecta; Diptera; Drosophilidae. The record is from RefSeq and is a predicted model, not a curated record. Gene Ontology annotation, biological process: germ-line stem cell division.